Messenger RNA from Acanthopagrus latus (yellowfin seabream), 1352 nucleotides. It is a transcript of the gene ltb4r2b, whose product is annotated as leukotriene B4 receptor 2b. Lineage: Eukaryota; Metazoa; Chordata; Actinopteri; Spariformes; Sparidae. Gene Ontology annotation, cellular component: plasma membrane. Gene Ontology annotation, molecular function: G protein-coupled receptor activity; complement receptor activity. Gene Ontology annotation, biological process: positive regulation of cytosolic calcium ion concentration; phospholipase C-activating G protein-coupled receptor signaling pathway; complement receptor mediated signaling pathway. The transcript has 5 exons. The coding region runs from base 133 to 1218 and encodes 361 amino acids. The record is from RefSeq and is a predicted model, not a curated record.
ACAGAGGCUGUCGCACAAGGGACGGGAGAGGCCUCUCAGACAGUCAGAGAGGAGAGCAGCAGUGGGAUAACUGAAUCUGAAACACGUCACAGAGAGACAUCGCGCCCAGAAAGGAUCAAAACUCCUUCGAGCAUGAGCGCCAACAAUAACUGUACGUCUGUCUCGGACUGUGGCGGAAACCCUGAGGAAGAGAGCGUUGUGAGCAAUGACUACUCCACCGCCUUAGGUGCCUUCAUCCUCAGCUUAGUCUUCCUCCUGGGCGUCCCUGGCAACCUCUUCAUCGUCUGGAGCAUCCUGGCACGCAUCCGACGACGCUCAGUCACCACCCUCCUCAUCCUUAACCUGGCGUGUGCCGAUGGCCUUCUCAUGGCCCUCACCAUCUUCUUCAUCGUCUACCUGGCCAAGCAGACGUGGGUCUUUGGCGGAGUCAUGUGUAAAGGCCUGUUCUACCUGUGCAACUCCAACAUGUACGCCUCCAUCUUUCUGAUCAUGUUAAUGAGCGUGCACAGGCUGGUGGUCGUGGUGUUUCCGAGGAGAGUGUCCGCUAAGCUCACCAGGAGGGUUAUGACGAGGGUGAUCGCGGGCAUGUGGGUGCUGGUGUUCCUGUUUGCAAUACCUUCGAUCGUGUUCCGAGAAGUGAGAGAGGACAAAGAUGAGAACAAGAGAUUAAGAUUGGUGUGUGCACCCAAUCACACCCUGCCUACAUAUGUGAGGUUUCAGUACGCCUUUGAGACGGUGUCGGGAUUCAUUCUUCCUUACACAAUCAUCAUAAUCAGCUACAUGCUCAUCCUGAGACGCCUGAAGCAGACCAAGUUCCGCAGGAAUGUCCACAGCGAGAAACUCAUCCUGGCUAUCGUGGUGAUGUUUGGCCUGUUCUGGCUGCCAUACCAUGUCAUCAACAUGAUACAGGUGGCGGCUGAGUGGUUCACUCCCAAUUCACCUGAAAGAAAUAGGUUGGAACAUAUUUAUACAUCCAGUCGUGCAGUGACCUCGGCUUUGGCCUUCAUCAGCAGCUGUGCCAAUCCUGUCCUCUACACCUUCGCUGGGAAGUCCUACAUCCGGCGGAACGGCUUUGCCUUCAUGGCUAGGCUCUUUGAAGGCGCAUCUCUGGACUCAGCGGGAACCAAAGCGAGUCGGGUCAUAGCUAAAGACAAUGUGGGAAACAGCACUGUUGACUCAAGCAGCCAAGUCAAUGCUACUUCACUCAAUGGGAUGUGAACGCUGAAUGAACUUUGUGCCUAAAUGAGAGAAAAUGUAUAGAACUACGUAGGAGUGUGUAUAUCUUGGGUAAAGCAACAUUUGUGAAUGCCUUUGCUGUUAUUAAACAUAUGGACAAUGCCAGUACCAGCUUA